Molecule: messenger RNA, 2067 nt
Organism: Drosophila serrata
Lineage: Eukaryota; Metazoa; Arthropoda; Insecta; Diptera; Drosophilidae
Gene: Smvt
Product: Sodium-dependent multivitamin transporter
Biological process (GO): sodium ion transport; transmembrane transport
Cellular component (GO): membrane
Molecular function (GO): symporter activity
Source: RefSeq, a predicted model, not a curated record
GCCGCGCCGGAGUUGAAAAAAGCCGGAAAGUGAAGUGAAGUGUUCAAAGUGUAGACCCCUGAUCCUCGAGAGGAUUCUGAAUAAACCCUGUGCAAAAUGUCUUCCCUAACGAACGCCUCCAUUUUGGCCACCGCGGCUUCCGUGGUUCCGGACUCUCAGUUCGUGUUCACUUCCACGGAUUACGCGGUCUUUGCCUUCAUGCUGGGCAUCUCGGCAUCCAUUGGUGUGUAUUUCGGAUUUUUCGCCAAGGGUGCGGACACCACCGAGGAGUAUCUGAUGGGUGGCAAGCGGAUGAAAACGAUUCCCAUUGCCAUUUCCCUGGUGGCCAGCCAGCUGUCCGCCAUUUCGAUCAUGACAAUUCCGGCUGAGAUGUACGCCUACGGGAUAAAUUGGUUCUUCAAUGUGGUUUGCAUGAUUGUGGUGGUUCCACUCCUUAAUUACGUGGUCAUUCCGGUUUUCUACAACAAUAACAUCACGAAUUGCUACGAGUAUUUGGAGAUGCGUUUUUGCCGGGAAGUGCGAGUCCUGCAGACAUUUAUCUUCAUUAUGACAAUGUUCUUCAUGCUGCCCAUCUUUAUCUUCCUACCUUCGUUGGCCUUUGCCCAAGUGACUGGAUUCAAUGUGCACAUCAUCAACACCGUGGUCUGUGGCAUAUGCGUCUUUUACACCAUGUUUGGCGGAAUCAAGGCUGUGGUGUGGACGGAUGUCAUCCAGGCUGCCAUUAUGGUGGUCUCUGUGGUUUUGGUGGGCGUAAUGGGCGCCAAUCGCGUGGGUGGUCUAUCCGAGGUCCUGCGCAUUGCCGGCGAGGGAGGACGCCUGGAUAUCAACUUUAACUUUGAUCCUACGACACGCUCCACAAUCUGGAAUAUUUUCAGUUCGGCCACGUUGAUGUGGGCAGGUUAUGUGGGUCUGAAUCAGAGCUGCGUGCAGAGAAUAGUGUCCCUGCCAUCGUUGGGUCAUGCCAGGAGAUCCCUUGUGCUCUUUGGCUUUGGCUUCAUCCUCAUCAUGUUUUUCAACUGCUUCACGGGCAUUGUAAUGUACGCUCGCUUCCAUGACUGCGAUCCGAUUGAGUCCGGCCAUGUGUCCAAGGUGGACAAAAUGGUGCCUUACUUUGUCCAGGACACAGUGGGUCAUCUGUGGGGCAUGCCGGGCGUGUUCAUCUCCUGCGUGUUCAGUGCCGCCCUCAGCACACUCUCGGCCAGCAUCAACUCCUUGGGCGGCGUGGUCUACUUCGACUACAUUAAGCCCCACAUCCGGCACACGGAGCACAAGGCCAAUGUGAUUAUGAAGCUGUUCGUCCUCUUUGCGGGCAUCUACUGCAUCUUUGGCGGCAUGAUGGUGGAGAAGUUCAACUCGAUUCUGCAGGUGCUAUACUCGAUUGGCGGCGUUAGCUUUGGCUCCACCUGUGGGGUUUUCAUGCUGGGAAUGCUGGUGCCCAGUUCACAUGGCAGGGCUGCCUUGAGUGGAGUAAUUGCCAGCAUAACCGUCAUGGCCUCCAUUGUGAUCUGCAGUUGGGGUCGCAACCACUACGAUACUCUGCCCAAGACCACCGAGGGUUGUCCAGCUUCCAAUCUGAAUGGAACCCUCUCCAGCACAGCUGCCUCUCUGCUGCUCCAAUCAACGACGGAAGUCCCCGCCAAAGAUGAGGGUUUCAGCAUUCUGGAUCUUACCUUCAACUGGUAUGUGGUGGUGGGCUUCAUCAUCACCUGGCUGGUUGCCAUACCCCUGAGCCACAUCCUGAAGCCGAAAUCGGACUACAAGCUGGAUCCCAAGCUGCUCUCGCCGGUGGUGCAGCCCUUCGUCAACUAUGAACUGGCUCAGGCCGAGGAGCCCCACGAACUGAAGCUGGAGAGGCCCGAAAAGGUCUGAGACUAGGAUGGGAUGGGAUGUGACUAUGACUGUGACAAAGGAUGUGCUUCAUAAGCAUCAGUUGGAGUCUUAAAGAUAUUAUAAAAUAGGAACUUCUAAUACAGCUUCAAACUAGAGGAUAAUAUUUUAGAAUAUUUUCAUUGUUCAUUGUUAUGAUUUUUGUGUUUUGUAAUGAAAAUUAUAGUAAAGUAAAGGUUA